AUCAAUGAUAAAAUCAAACUUUUCAACACAUAAGUCAUAAAACAUUUCAAAUAUUUAAGUCUAAAAACAUAAAAAUCCACCAUUUGGAGCUUGCAAUUAUAGUAUUUCGGUUUCUCGGAAGGAAAUUCGGUUCGGUUGGAAGAACCCUGAUUUCCGAACUAUCCAUAUUUUCCUUCCGAAUUCCGAACCGAAUAGCAUUAAUUCGAUUUCGGUUUGGUUCAGGUUUACCGAACCGGUUGCCCACCCCUAAGUUGCAAAACCAAUUGUAUAUGAUGUUCUUAUUCUCGUUUCAAAUUUUUUGCAAUCCAACUCAACUUUGUUUUAUUCUACACACAUUAAUGCAAUUCACACAUCUUUUACGACUUCACUAUUGCUACCUGUGGUUUUCUUGGCUAUGAUUCAAGAAAAUGAAUCAUAGCCAUUCACCGCGACUUAUCACGUGCCGACUUAUGCACGUUUCUUAGUUUUUGACAUGGACUCCACUCAACCCUUUUACAGGCUCUUUCUCCGUUAAUUGUUGGCCCCAAGGUCCCUAGUAUGAUAGAUGUUAAAAUUCUCACAUUAUCAUCAGACAACUUUUUCUCAAAAUCGUAACCUAUAUGUGAGCGAUCAAAUUGUAGAAUCAACUUAAAGUCUACCUAUGACGUAAAAUCUUAAAAAAUUCUCAUGAACUGCAUGUGGGAAAAUAUUUACGCUUUGUCAUUUUAUGAUAUAUCUGGAAUCGUAAUCCAGAAUUUAUUAGUGUGAGCAGAAAGAGGCGUAUUUAAUUAGUCGCCGCUUGGUCUCUUGAGUGCUCCUACAAUCCUGAUUAGAUACUUCCACAGUUGCUAAUUAUUUAUUAAUUGUUUAAUUUCUUGAACCGUCAAUUAAUUCUUACAUUAAUGGCCUACACACACGCACUAGUUUCUCUUGUUUUCUUCGGCUGGUCAAAAAGCUUAUGGCGGACCAGUCCCCAUCCUGGCAGAAAAUAGCAGGUAGGUUGUUGGGGGAAGACUACAGAUGAAAGUCCUCAUAUUUUUGCUUAUUCAUGGUUUAGUCCCUGAAUUUCUACUCGGUUGUCAAUGUUGGAAUUUUUAGUGGUGUGAAUGGAAAUGAAAGGGGAAAAAUCUUAGAGAAUCUUUUGAAGUACCAUGUUGGUAAGCUGUGGAAAGGCGUGGUCGCGAAUUCGGUCGAUUUAAUGUAAUAUGUUGGUAAUCGGUAAUAUUGGUUUGUGUAACCAACCGGAUCAAACUGAGUUGAACCAAAUUGAACCAAACCAAUAUGGCGGUUGGAAUAACCAAAUCGGUCCAACUAUCAUGGGUCGAAGCCGAACCGAUGCAAUGGUUCAUAUCUUAAAAUGAAUCAAUGUGUUGGUUGGGGUGUAACCACCCAUAUGAAGAGUCGCCUCCCUUCAUACGCGCACCCCUUCAUUUUUAUAUAAAUAGCACAUAACCCCCUCUAGUUUUGAAUUUGAUAGACAUUUUUUCGGUAUGAAAACUCUGCUAAAAUCCAAAACUAGUUUCCUGCAUUCUUUUCAAAGAGAAAAUCGAGUCAAGUGUGGUUCUCGCCGGUUCGCUGCAUUCAAUGGUUUCCGAGGUUUGAGGUACCGCUACGCCGGAAAUGGUACAUCCUUUCUAUCUUUGGAGGAAUCAUUCAAUAACCUUGUGUACUGGAGGGGGAAUAAGACUAGCAACAACAAUUCUAAAAUAACUAAUCAUUCCCGUACGUGCAUGGAGUUUGUUAAGUCUCUUUCAAAGCAGAAGAAAACAAAAACAACAAAAGGAAAAAAGGAAGAGAAGAGAAGGUUUACGUCGCUACAUUAGAAAUACGAGUUACCUAUCAUCUAUAUUUUUGUUUCUUUCAAGCAAACACAAUCCCUUCAUUGGUAUGCAAACCAAGUUGAACAGGUUCAAUGUUAGGCCUUCAAUCAUAGCAAUCAAAUGUCUAUCAGCUUACUAUAAUUAACAAUUACACCUCGUUCGCAUUAAUUGUGUACCACCUUAUGGUCAUAAUGGUUAUGCAUACAUUUCAUUUCAAUGCUUCACACUUUGGCAAUAUCUAAUUUUGCAUCCAUCGGGUAUUUUUUUUCUUCUUCUACUUCUGAUCGGUGCGUAAUAAGUAAUGCUCAAUGAGUUGUAUGAAUACAAGAGUCAUUUUAGAGUUUGUUGUUUUGCUUGGAUAGUUGACUUUCGAAUAAAAAAAAUACAUGGUAUAGAUGUGCUGAAAUUUCGAUGAGUUUAAUUGGUCAUUAACUUUAAUUUUUCGCUGCGAAGAAGCCAACCACGAUUUCGAACCUUUAAUUUCUCACAAUUGUCUAAGAGUAGCAUGAUUUAAUUUUGUUUAAUGUUUGUUUUCUCCCCUAUUCUUCUAUUCGUAGCUCACUGAAAAUGAUUUGGCAACACUUCAAUGGUCAUUGAUUUUUUUUUUUUAUAUCCUCCAUUAGAAUAGAUGAAAUCAGACAGACAUAAAAUCUCUCCACAUAAAACAUUUGAUAAAAGACUCGUGUGUCAAUGGGUAAAAUAGUGAAUCACAUGUGAUUUUAGUUAACCCGCUAUAACAAAAGUACAAUCUUAUUUUACUUUUUAUAUUCACCAAAAGAACAACAUUGAAUUGGCAUGAUAAAGAGAUAAAAUUGGUUAGUUUUAUUUUUUUUUACCAUUUAAGUAUUUAAUUUAACCUACAAGGAGUUUGCGUGUCUGCAAAGAAAAAAUCCCCGUAAACAGUUAUCCAACUCCUAUCUUCCAAAAAUAUAUUUGGGGAAAAAAAACUCCUAUAUUCCAAAAUCCGAAACCCUAAUCUUUUCCAAACGUCCUCUAAGAAACCAAAAACAAACUUCCAGACACAUUUGUAACGACAUGUAAAAAUCAUGCGUCGAAAGGAAAAUUUCACAAGCUGCCGCCUGCCUGCCCUGGGUACCAACAUGAAACUUUUCCCCCCUCUCCCAAAAUUGAACAGUUGUCUGCACAACACCAGAACUCGAAUUUAACCGUAACAAACAAAUCCAGGAGGAAAAAAAAAACAGACCAAAACAAAGAAAAUGAUUAACCUAACCCAAAAAAAAUAAAAUAUAAUAAUAACAAGACGAAGAAGAAGGAGAAGCAAGAAUUUCAGUACCCGCCUCUUUCGCGGAUUCAGUUUUUCCCGUGUAAAUCUCAAUAAAGAAAUCCGUCUCUUUCGAUCCAAUCCCCAUCGUCGUCAUCAUCAUAAUCUCCAUUUUCUCCUCUUUUCCCCCUUCCCUCUGAUUUCCAAUCUCCCCCCCCCCCCCCCCCCCCCCCCGCUCCCGAAAACCUUUGUAUUCCCUCCGGCGACCAAAAGGACGUCCUCCAUGGACGAUCCUUUGAUUUCCGCGGAAUACAACUCUCUCUGAGUCUCGCGGCGGAGGGAAAAAAAAAAACUAAAUACCGCCUCCCAGGGGGAGAAAUUGAAAUUCAGAGGGAGGAAAGAAUUCGAUUGGUUCGUCUUCAAUUCGAUUCGAACCUUCUUUUCUUUUUAGUUUUUUUUUUUUUUUUGGAGUUUCCCCCCUUUCAAUCGAAUGGCGCGGCAGGCGGCGGCGCUACGCAACCGGAAGAAGCAACCGUUACUGGCGGAUAAACCGCACCCGAAACCCGCGGCGGCGGCCGAGGCGGAGAUGAAGGGAGGGGACGGAAUUAGGGGGAGGAGGCUGGAUAGGACAAACGCGGUACACACGAGGAGGGCAGGGGAGGUUGCCGGAGGCGCGGCGGCGGAGUGCGUGGCGGUGUGCUGCUGCUGCCCCUGCACGCUGAUGAACAUCGUGGUCCUGGCGGUGUACAAGGUCCCCGCGGGGCUGUGCCGGAAGGCGCGGAAGCGGCAGCAGCGGCUGCGGCGGAUGAAGCUGCAGCAGAGCCAGCACGGGCUGCUGGCCCCGACGACGAGCAGCAGCGGCGGCCGGUCCAGGGAGGAGUUGGAGAGGGAGAUCCGGGAGGUGGUGGAACGCGCCGCCGCCGCCGAGGACGUCGACGGCGCGGAGACGGCGGCGGCGGAGGCGGAGGAUUUGGAGAGGGAGAUGUGGAACCGUUUCUACGGGACGGGGUUCUGGAGGAGCCCGUCGCAGAGAGAGAUUUGAUCUGGACCGGACACCUCGCGCGUCGAUCGGACGGUGGUGAUUGGAUAUGGGAACGGACGGUUGGGAUGAAGACGGAGAUUGAUUUGAUGUGGGCGUGUUUGUUUGCCAAGUGUAUAGAUGAAAUAUUAUUUUUGUUUUGGGGGAAUUUAUUUAUAUUUUUUUGCAAAGGGCCAUGGGGUGAAUGAUGGAUGGAUGAAUCUAGGGAGUAGGGAGACUGUCCUGACUCCUGAUGUGUACUUUGGUGGGUUCAAAUUUGGUUAAAUGGGCCGAGUGGGGGGCCCAAUACUGUGGUGUGGGUCCAUGUGGGUUUUUGUGUAGUGGGCCAGAUGAGUGAUUGUUGUUGUUUGGUGAUGAUGAUGAUGAAUGGUUUGGGUGGGUUUUGAGAGUUGUGUGGAGUUCUUCCAAAGGUGUUUGUACAUGUUACUGUAUUGUUUGUCUAUACAUGAAGCAAAAAAAAAAAAAAAGGGCCACACAUAAAUGUUUGGUAAAUUGGUGGUACAUUGUUUGUGGGUGUAUGAUUGGAUAAUUGUGAUACAUAAUUGAGUUUCGGGUAUGACCCUGUUACCGUUUUUAUACGAUAUGGAUUGGGUCUUGUCAUGCAAAAUAUAGAAGAAAAUGUCAUGUAAUUUGAAAUUGAAUGUUUCAAGUUGGUACACAAGUAAAAGCAUGGAUGGUAAGAGACAAUGUGGGAAGCGGUAACUGGCAAGUGAUUGUGUGUUGUAUACAGUCUAAGUCCCCCGGGGGUUGACUUUGCGAGAUGGGAAGGAAGGACUUGGAAUUUGGGCUUUUGAGGUGGGGUGUUUGAGGCGUUAGCGAUCAUUGAAAGCUCGACUCGACGAUAUUGAUCCUAAUGAAUUGAUAAACAUGAAACAUCCAACAUUUCGCAAACUCAACUCGAUCUCCAGCAUAUUGGAGACCAUACUAAUAUGAUAUUGGUUUCAAUUAUUAAGGUUAUCAUUAUUUGUAUCACAAACGGGAAUAAGUGGAAGCAAAUGCAUUGACAAAGUUAUGUGGGGGCAACUGAGGAAUGAUUCCUCCUAUGCUACCAACUGGCCUGGCUGGUUGUGGUCUUCACAACUUUAGAACCCACUAAUCCUUUGGUUCAUUUUAUUCCUAAGAACUUCCACUUUUAUGGACUAACAAUGAGAGUGUGGCUAUGCUAUGCUAUGCUAUGCUAUGCUAAACCCCACGUACCAACAAUCCCACAUCUUAACUAACAUAAUAAUGUGGAGAAUUUGCGGUGUUAGGAUGGCUUUUUCAGUUCCAGAAACUUGCAAAGUUCUUGCCCACCACCACCACCACACAUUCAUUGUCCCGCAAGUUGGGUCCUCCAUUUUCACAUGAAGUAAAUGCAAAGCAAUGAAAUUUCAGAUUCAAUUACGAUGGAAAUAAAUCUCCCUCCUAUCAUAUCAAUUCAUGAUUGUCAAAUGUCAUAUAUCUCCUACUUGAUAUCGUAGUCUUCUAUCUAUCUGUUCCAUUUUCGACAACUAUUCUCGGAUUGUGCAAACUUCCAUCGGAUAUGAGUGGCUUGAGUUUGAGGGGGCAUGGUAGUAUGUGAUAUAAGAUCCAUAGUUAAACAUCUUCCAACAACUAGAAUUAUUAGGACGAAUUGGUUCUUAAUAUGUACCAUAGCUAGGUCUUCUAUUCGAAUUCUAAUAACCCCUACUUGUUAAGCACAUGACAUUUGGACAUGUGCAGACUUCAACCCCGUAUGAGUAGACUUUCAAUCAUUUGAUGAGGUGUGUUAGCAAGUGAUAUAUUUAUUCAUAAUUGAACUUCUCCCUAUGAUUCUUGACAUGACAUUAAAGUUUUAUGUGACUG
Linum trigynum is the source of this 5884-nucleotide messenger RNA. Lineage: Eukaryota; Viridiplantae; Streptophyta; Magnoliopsida; Malpighiales; Linaceae. The record is from the annotation of a GenBank genome assembly.